AUGCGUCAUUAUGGAAUGCCAUUUCUGGGCGUGGAUAAAUUGCAUGAGCUUUUUAAAACAGACACUGUAUCUGUAUCCCGCAAUCAGCGUUCGAGUUCUCACAUACGAAAGUGGUUAAACGUUUUAGCUGUAAUAAAGAUGGCAGAAAGACCAAGAGGCUUUGGAAUGACUGCUGAAUUGCAGAAGAAGGUCAGAAGAUACUUUUCAAUAUCAAUAGUGAUGGACUAGAUAAAUACAAUACGACAUACGAUACUUUAUAAUAGCUAUAGUAGGUCGUUUCUGUCUCUUCCGAAAAUAUAUUCCUAAUGUCCAGUACCUGUCAUAUUAAGAGUGGAAGAAAAUUAAAUAAAAACGUCAUGAUCAAUUGAAGAAUAUUUCGUCUCAUUGUGCUCUGUAUGUAACUGGAAUUCGUUGGGUAUGCGUGUAAGGAAUUCGAUAACCUUUCGACAUUCGUGCAGCUCUGAAUAAAAUUGCAUACUUUCAUGCAUGAAAGGCGGUUUUCUUUUCUAUAUACUAUUUAUUAUCCAACGAUGAAGACUACAUUUUGAACACUGUUACUGUAUUGAUAUAUGAAUAUUCAUAUACUUUUUCUAAUUUUAAUAAAUUAUUUAAAGAUCAUUAAAUUAAAUGGUGCGGUUUCAUUCCGGCUAUCCGUAGGAGGUCUGAGUCUUGAAAAAGCCGUGUUUCUACUGAUUGUUUAUCGGUCGUCGUCGUUAUAUAAAUUAGAGAGGUUCAGAUUUGAUAACGGCUGCCUCUCACAGGCUUAAUACGCAUUUGAUUGGUUAAUCGGGAAGAAUAAAUGCAUCUGGUUGGUCGGUAUAGUCAAAAUUUGGGCCUUUUUAAAUCUGAACCCAUCUAGAUAACGGCUUUGCAUUUAUUAUAAGCACCUCUUAAUUAAAACCUGUCUAAAAAAUCCUUUUAGUCAUGUACGAUUCUUAUUCCUGUGUAUGUAAUUGAAUAAAAACAUACAAAGACAUUCUGCAAUAAAACACCAGAAUCGUAUACAAGUAAUCGACUAUAAUCGUAUCGUGUAGACAGUCUUUAUUAUUUCCAGACCAUGUUCAUAUUUAAUAUAUCCAAUAUUGGCAAUAUAUUUUUUAGAAAGCCGGAAAAUACGAUCCAGAACUUGAAAAACAAGCUAUAGAGUUUAUCACAAGUACAACAGGACAACCUCUUCCUGGUGGCUUUCAUGAAUCUUUGAAGGAUGGUAUUAUUUUGUGCAAGUAAGUGUUGAUAUCUAUUUGCUAUAUAUGCCCUCAAAGAUGCUGCAGAACAACCCAGCACUAGUGCACUACCAGACCAUCAUCUAAAUAUCUAGCCUGUAAUACAGGAUGUGCACAGGCUACUAAAUAUCCCGAGUAUAAAGUAUCUUAGUAUUAAGGAUAAAGGACAUAGCACCAGUCAAGACCCACUGUGAAAAAAUGAGCCCCCAUGGGGCUAACUAGAGGAAAUACGGAACCUUUCCUUUUAGAACCAAAUAGAGAGAGACCAUCAUGACUACUUCAAAAAUGUCGACGAUUUAAAGUUCUUUUAUGUGUUAUUUUUGCCAAACUGCUUUUACUCUAGAGUUAAAUUUUAGAGGUCCAUAAAGUUAUAAUCUAAGUCCAUUCAACUUACUUUCUUUUCUACAUUAUUUAGUCUCGCUAAUGCAUUAAAGCCUGGUUCUAUCAAAAAAAUCAAUGAAUCAAAAAUGGCUUUCAAAAUGGUAUGUGAGUGCUGGAAUUCACAGAUCCCUCACAUCAUGUAUGAUGGGCCCUGCUGUUUAUUUCAAUCUUCCCUCAAUGGUCUCAUGUGUGCCCUCCAUGUAUCAUUAUAAAUUAAUUACAAUGUUUUUAUUCCAUCUAGAUGGAGAAUAUUAGCAAUUUCCUUACUGUUUGCCAAUCACUUGGAGUUAACAAGAUUGAUAUAUUCCAAACAGUUGACUUAUAUGAAGCUCAGAAUAUACCUUUGGUAAUUUAUUUCUAGAUUUUA
Molecule: messenger RNA, 1971 nt
Organism: Paramuricea clavata
Lineage: Eukaryota; Metazoa; Cnidaria; Anthozoa; Malacalcyonacea; Plexauridae
Source: the annotation of a GenBank genome assembly